Molecule: messenger RNA, 2106 nt
Organism: Diplodia corticola
Lineage: Eukaryota; Fungi; Ascomycota; Dothideomycetes; Botryosphaeriales; Botryosphaeriaceae
Product: c6 transcription factor
Exons: 6
Coding region: 1-2106 (701 amino acids)
Biological process (GO): DNA-templated transcription; regulation of DNA-templated transcription
Molecular function (GO): DNA binding; zinc ion binding; DNA-binding transcription factor activity, RNA polymerase II-specific
Source: RefSeq, a predicted model, not a curated record
AUGUCAGAGUCCUCGAUUGGCGCCCAGCGCAACUCGUUCCUGUCGCGAGCUUGCGAAAACUGCCGCCUGAGAAAAGUCUGGCCUCUCGCUGCCCGCGCCGCAUUCCGCAUUCCGCAUUCCGCAUUCCGCAUUCCGUAUUCCCGGGCUGACGUUCCCCAGAUCAGAUGCGACAAGGCGAUUCCGUGCGCCAGCUGCAGGACGCUGGGAAUCGCUUGCCAGGCUGCCGCCCGCAGCUCCGAGCACCGCCCGCGCGUUGUCAUUUCCAGCCAGUACGAGAGGCAGAUCGAGCUGAUCCAGCAGCGCCUCACCUCCAUCGAGAAGAGCGUCAAGGACAUCUCGCUGUCGCGCGCCGCCACCCCCGCCCGCUCAUCGCCCGCCAACGACCGCGGCCCCUCGACCUCGACCCACGGCUCGCCCUCCACCCCCAUCACCGCCUAUGAGGGUGAUUCCUCCUUUGGCUCGCAGACCCUGCAGGCUGGCGAGGCCGCCGAUCGCACCAUUGCUCGUGUGCUUGGCGCCGCCUCCACCGCCGAGGUGCGCAGUGCCCUCUCGUCGUUGCGACACAGCCUCGAGACCCACGACUCGUCCACCCGUGUGCAUGACGCCUAUCUUUCUCCAUCCGCCCCGCGCGCCGGCUCUCCCGAGCUGACCCUACCGCCCGUCGAGCUUGUCGUGGCCAUUGUGCGGAGGAUCAAGGUCCAUCCGCCCUUCUCGCUCGUCGGAUAUUGCUGGCGAGACCUUCAGCAGCUCGAGAAGCUCUGUCAAAAGGUUUACUUUCCCUCGGACUCUGUUACCCCGGGAUCCCUGACCCUCAUGCAUGGCCUUCUCUUCUUCACCCUACGAGAUUACAUCACCGAAAAUGACACCGCCCUUUCCAACUGGGACCUGCCCGUCUUUGCCGAGCUCUGUGAGCACAACUUUUAUCAGUGUCUGGAGAGAUACGAGAGCCUCGUCGUCCCCACUCUUGAGAACAUCCAGUCUUUGCUCCUUGCGGCUACAAGAGCGCAGGAGCAGUCCAAACUACAGCUGGUCUGGACGUACGUGAGUGCUGGCCACGCCAUGUGCCAGACUCUGGGCUAUCACCGAGAAUCGCACCUCAGGAACGACAAUCCCGACGUUGCUGAAGUCAAGCGUCACGCUUUCUGGAACCUUUACAUGGUGGACAAGAACCUUUCGCUUGGUCUAGGACGGAAGGGCAACUUCCAAGACGACGACAUCGAUGUUGAGUUGUUCAAAAUCUCGCCGAAUCCCAGAUUUCGCGCGUGGGAUGAGAUCGCGCAUGCGUCGAUCCGGUUCGCGAAAGUCCAAGGCCAGGUUUACGAUCGGCUGUACUCGAUGGGUGCCUCCAAAGCUUCUUCGGAGCAGAGAUUGUUGGCCGUAGAGGAACUGACACAAAGGAUGGUGGAACUGCGGAACGAAUUGGUGGCGGUCGAUGCCAGUGGGGCCGAGUACGGAGAGCACCUGGAUAGCAUGGUCCACGCUGCCGACUUCAUUGCGUACACGGUCCUCACCACCAUAUACCGGGCGCAGACCUCGACCGGGACGGGAACUGAGAUCAGCUCGAAAUGCUUCGAGACGGCCCGUCUUGGGCUGCAAGCCCAUCUGAAAUGCUUCGAGUCAUUCCAGAGCAGCAGCAUGCUUGAGCAGAUAGACUACGUUACCUGGAUCCUACUCUACCCCACGUUUACCCCUUUCGUCGUGGUCUUCACACACGCGAUUGCCACCAUGUCGACGGAAGACCUCCGGCUGCUGCAAGAGACGACCGGGACUCUGGACCAGGCCAAGCACGUCUCCGAGGGCGCACAGCGGCUGUACGACGUGUGCAAAGCGUUCACGGACGCAGCCGAGAUCCUGAUCAACUCGGGCCAGAAAGUCACGGGCAUGCAGCAGCACGACGACGGCUCCCUCGUCUUCCCCGCAGUGACCGACCCUCAUCCUCCCAUGUCAGCCCAAGACUUGAUGUGGCCGACGUGGCCUACCCCGAUGCACGGCCUAGACCCUGGCAGUAUAGACAUGUCCAUGUUUCUGGGCAACUGGCUGGGCGCGAACCGGCCCGUCAUGGACAUGCUGAACCUCGACCCGACGGACCAAGAGUUGGGCUUGUAG